AUGGGUCAGGACGGGGAAGCGGAUCGAGAGAGAUCGAGAGUAAGCAACUCUGUGGCAGACUCUGGCGCGAAAGGGCGCGAAACGUUUCUCUCGCGCGGAAGCUCGCCGAACGCGCCUCGACACUCGCUUGACCUUAAUAACGCGCCACUUAUCCUAACCCCCAUCCGGGUUCACCAGACCAUUUCGUCGGUGGAAUAGCUAUCGACCUCCUGGGCCCGGUCUUGGCACGGCUUUGACUACGCUUCGUGCUCGUUUCCCGCUCAACGUCGGGAUAUCAUCAUACCGAGCUAGCCUCCGUAGCCUCCUCCAACUCAGCCUGUGGGCCAGUCUGACUCACUGCAACAUGUGAGCUCCUAUUCCCGAUACGUGUUCCCACCCCCCACAGUCUUACCCUCGUCUUUGCUCAUUCCCCUCACUCAGGUCCUCCACGACGAUCACCUUGACGACCCCUGCGACCGCGCUCCCGAACGACCCUUCCUCCCUCGCCAAACUGAUCCGUCAACGCCACCUCGUCGCCCUCCAAGCCCUCUACGAACAACGCACGCUCCAACACAUUGCCCAACAAGAACGAUUGGCUCUGCAACGCCGGCAGAAGAGGUUGGCCGCUUUGGGUGCUGAGGAGGGGACGACGACGACGACGACGACGACGACGACGAGUAGUAGUGAGGUCGAGAUGACGGAGGAGGUAGAGGAAGAUCCCAAGGUAGCGGAGGCGAGCGAUAGGCAGACCGUGUACAAGGCUUUGUACUUGUCCGAACCUACCUCUUCGACCGCAUCCACCACCGCAGCAUCAACAGCCCCGUCAAGCUCCAGCUCCAGCUCCAGCUCCAGCUACAGCUCCAGCUCCGCCUCCCUCCCUCCCCCACCCAUCGACCGCCUCGGCCACGCCUAUGAUUUCGUCUACCACCUCGCGCCCAACGGUUCUUCCGACGCCUACUACCACGGACCUCACCCACCUCCACCUUCCAAAAUAGUCAAUUCCAUCAUCAAGGCCUACAAGAACCCCCCCUUCUUCGAUCCGACGGGUUUGACUUCGAACCAAUUGUUACCGAAAGCGACCGAAUUGUUCCAAGCGCCCUUUCGAAAUACUGCUUCCUCGUCGUCUACUACCACCCCUUCAACGACCACUUUGACUACUACCCCCGCAUCAGCUGUCCCACCAACGGAAACGAUCGACGUCGUCGAAGCGGAAUUGAUCGCUUCUUUUUCGGCGAGUUGCGAUGAACGCAUCGGCGAAACUUUGGCCAAGAUGGAACAACCUGAUCGGGAAGUCGCUUUGCAACGUAGAGACGAUGCGAGGUAUGCUAUUGGGGUCGCGAAUGCGGCGCAGUUGCAACAACUUCAACAGCACAGGUCGGGUGCGCAGAUGCAGGUGGGCUCGUCGGGGGGAGUGCAAGGGUCGGUUGUCGGACCGCAGGGGGCGGGAGGGUAUGGUGCGUGGAGGUGA
This is a messenger RNA of Microbotryum saponariae, 1447 nucleotides long. The record is from the annotation of a GenBank genome assembly. NCBI's taxonomy places the organism in Eukaryota, Fungi, Basidiomycota, Microbotryomycetes, Microbotryales, Microbotryaceae.